Malus domestica (apple) is the source of this 1478-nucleotide messenger RNA. RefSeq names its product putative F-box protein PP2-B12. Gene Ontology annotation, molecular function: protein binding. The record is from RefSeq and is a predicted model, not a curated record. Lineage: Eukaryota; Viridiplantae; Streptophyta; Magnoliopsida; Rosales; Rosaceae.
GCAACCAGAAAACAUACGAAAGCAAAUUACAACGUUUUUUCCAUUGUCCGAGGAACCCAUUUAAAUCGCAAAAAUGUUCAAGUUCUUCUUAGGCGGUGGCGGAAACCAGGAGAAAACAGAUGAUGUCGGUGGCGGCGGAGGCGACCCCAUGGAUCUGCAGGCCUUGCCGGAGGGAUGCAUAGCCACCGUUGUCUCGCUGACCACGCCUCGGGACGCGGGCACAAUGUCGUCGGUUUCGAGGAGUUUCAGGUCGGCCGCCGAAUCCGACGCUGUUUGGGACAAGUUCCUUCCCCCCGAGAUCCACACUAUCAUGUCCUCCUCGUCGCCCUCACAGCCGCCGCUUGUGUCUCCCUCCUUCACCUCCAAAACCAAGAAGGAGCUUUUCCUCGCUGUGUGCGACAACCCUGUUCUCAUCGAAGAGGGCAAGUUGAGCUUUUCGCUGGACAAAUGGAGUGGGAAGAAAUGCUAUAUGAUCGCUGCAAGGGCCCUUUCGAUUGUUUGGGCUGACACUCCUCACUACUGGAGAUGGAUUUCUGUCCCCGACUCGAGGUUUGAGGAGGUGGCGGAGCUUAUUAGUGUGUGCUGGCUUGAAAUCCGUGGCAAAAUUGGGACACGGAUGCUGUCCCCAUCCACCCUUUACAAAGCUUUUCUUGUAUUCAAGUCAAUUGCAGGGGCUCAUGGAUUUGAGAACCAACCUGUGGAGGUCACAGUGGGUUUAAUUGGGCAGGAGCCCACGAAACAUGUGGUGUUUCUGGACGUGCAGAGAGGCCAAACCCAAGGCCAGGGCUACCACGUUGCCGGGCCUUGGCAUAUUGGCCUCUUCAACCGCAGACACAUUCCCGGCCUCCAGUCGUUCCAGUCGUUCCAGCCAAGGGAGAUCAACGAGGCCCAGUACCCGAAAGAGCGGAACGACGGGUGGCUGGAGAUAGAGAUGGGGGAGUUCUUCUGCGAAGGGGGUGAAGGUGGGGAGUUGGAGAUGACUUGCAUGGAGGUUAGGGGUGGACAGUGGAAGGGUGGCCUCAUUUUUCAAGGGAUUGAGGUCAGGCCUAAAAGGAUGUAGAAAUCAAGUGGCGGUAGGGUAAUAUUGUCCUUUUGAAUUCAAAAUAUUAUAAAAUUGAGCUAUGGUAAUUCAGAUUAAAAAUGAUGUGAUAUCCACACAUCCUAUUUUACUUCUCACACAUCUUUUUAAUUUUCGGCCAUCGGAUCAAAUGAAUUGAAGAAGAUCAACGGACAGAAAUUACUAAGGAGGUAUGAGAAGUAAAAUAGAGUAUGUAAAUAGCACAUCCCGAUUAAAAAAGGUGUUUGCCUUUUUAUCUUCCUUGUUUUGCAUUUGGAAAAUGUCGCAAUUGAAACGUGUCAAUGUCAUGGUCAAUUGCUAGCUUUGUUGUGGCUUUGUGUUGGUACUAGAGAAAUAUAAAGCUAUCGGUACCAUAGAAAAGUCAAAGACUUGUGAAGAUUGAGUUUGGUUUUUAUGUUUA